Molecule: messenger RNA, 1368 nt
Organism: Gloeophyllum trabeum ATCC 11539
Lineage: Eukaryota; Fungi; Basidiomycota; Agaricomycetes; Gloeophyllales; Gloeophyllaceae
Exons: 4
Coding region: 1-1368 (455 amino acids)
Source: RefSeq, a predicted model, not a curated record
AUGCCUUCGAUCAAGAAGACCCUCAAGAGCGUGCAGCAAAAGCUCAAGUCCGCCGCCACGCCCGCCUUCCUCCGGCCCUCCACCGCGCUCCCCCGUCCGCGUUCUCGCUCGCGCUCGCCCACCCUCUCCGUCUUCGACGAGAUCUUCAAGCCCAAGCCUGUCCGCGCCGACCUCUUCACCAUCGAGAUCCUCCUCGCCUCGCCCGCCGCCACCAUCGUCCCCACCCCUCCUCCCGCGCCCGCUCCCGAGCCCAUCAGAUACGUCCUCGGCCGGCUGCCCAUCCCCGCCGAGUUCAGGGCCGCGUCCAAGCCAGAGUCGACCAACCCACCUGUCCGGCAGGUAGCCCCCGCCGCCGCCGAGGAGCGCGCCUCCUGGCUCGCGCAACUCAAGAAAGAGGGGAUCCCCGCUACUGUCCGGGCUGCCAUGCAGGAGCGGGCUCAGAUUAUACGCGAGCGGGAGCAGAAGGAGAGGGAGGAGAAGGAGCGCAAGGAGCAGGAGGCACGGGAGAUCGAGCUCCUGGAGAUCGAGGUCGAGGAGGCGCGUGCCCAGCUGGAGUACUGGGAGCAGGUCGUGGACGCGUCGGAGAAGCGGGAGAAGACUCUCGAGGAGAGCAUCGAGCGCCUGGACGAGAUGGUCGGGCGGCUGGACGUGAUUGGGGAGCGGUUGGAUUCUCUGGAGGUACGAUCAGGAUGCGCCGCCAAUGCUUGCAGCACGUCUCGUCAGCCGCAUACCUCCUCCAGCCUGUCUGCCAUCCUCCUAGGAGCCGCGAUACUCUUUGGUUCGGGUCAUGAGGACGGCAAUAUUCUCCAGCGGUUCGGUGGGUCUCUCAAGGAUGGUGCGGGGGAAUAUCAUGGGAUGGGAGGAGGGAAGGGAGCGGGUGGAAGGGAGUCGGGUGGAGUUCAAGAUUUGGGAACAAGAAUCGGUGAGGGAUGGGAGGCGGCCGAUGAACAGGAGGGGGGGAUGCAUAGCCCGAAGAAUUCUCGGGGCACAUGCGCAACCGACAUCUCCCUCUUCGUUCAGUCAGCGGCUUACUCUUUGCAGACGACUCAGGCGCGCUGCCAAUGCUUGCGCGCGCCUUGUCUGCCCAUCCAUCUUCCGGCAUACGAGCGCAUGUCCGCAUGUGACCGACGGAGAGGAUUUCUCUCUCAGCAGUUCGGCGGGGUUGAGAAAUGGGGACGAGAGCUGGUGGGGGAUAGGAAGUGGCCGACGAACACAGGGGGACGCAUAGCUCGACGAUUUCUCGGGGCAUAUGCGCAACGCACGUCUCCCCUCCUCGUUUUGCUUAUCGGCACACUCAUCGCAGACGACCCAGGCGCGCUGCCAAUGACUGCGCGCGCCUCGUCUGCCUAUACCUCUUCCGGCGUAUGA